Messenger RNA from Trachymyrmex cornetzi, 860 nucleotides. Its product is annotated as lys-63-specific deubiquitinase BRCC36. The record is from RefSeq and is a predicted model, not a curated record. Bases 99 to 860 code for a protein of 253 amino acids. Gene Ontology annotation, cellular component: BRISC complex; BRCA1-A complex. The transcript is spliced from 7 exons. Gene Ontology annotation, biological process: DNA repair; protein K63-linked deubiquitination. Gene Ontology annotation, molecular function: protein binding; cysteine-type deubiquitinase activity; metallopeptidase activity. NCBI's taxonomy places the organism in Eukaryota, Metazoa, Arthropoda, Insecta, Hymenoptera, Formicidae.
UGGCUGCAACACAUCUUGACGGAUUGUCGAGUUCACGCUGUUUACCUGGACUCCAAACUCGUCAGUUAAUAGUCCGCCGAUUAAUAUCUUCAUAAACAAUGGAUGACUCCCCAUUGCAAAAAGUAGAGCUGCAAACAGAUGUCUACAUGGUAUGUUUGCAGCAUGCUUUAUCUACAGAGAACUUUGAAGUAAUGGGCUUACUUAUCGGUAAUUUUGAGUGUGGAGUAGCAAAAAUAUCAGCUGUUAUUAUUUUGCGACGUCUAGAUAAGAAGAAAGACAGAGUAGAGAUAUCGUCAGAACAAUUACUGAAAGCUGCUGCUGAAGCUGAACGAUUAACUGUAGAAUUAAAUCGACCCAUGCGUGUCCUUGGCUGGUAUCAUUCGCAUCCACAUAUUACAGUUUGUCCAUCACACGUUGAUGUCAGAACUCAAGCUACUUAUCAAACAAUGGAUCACAGUUUUGUAGGCUUAAUAUUCUCAGUAUUUUCAGAGGGCAAAGAAUCAAAAGAACACGAAAUCUUCUUAAAUUGUUUUCAAUCGGAUAAUGGUGAAGCUACAGAGAUACCAUUAGAAAUAAUACAUACUCCAGAUAUUUCAGACAGAUGUUUAAAAACAAUGACAGACUUGUCAAAAAUUUUGGUACAAGAAGAAGAAGAUAUGGCUGAAGCCUGUAAAGAUCAUCCAGAUGUCCUCGCCAGUAUCCAUAAUGAUGCUGUUAGGACACGUGCGUUGGUUCAUAUAACAGAUAUCAUUACAAAGCCUUUGGUACAAACGUUUGAAAAAAGAAUAGCGUUAAAUAAAUUGCGAACUAUACAUCUCCGAAGACAAUUACAAGAAUUACAAAAAAUGUGUAAUGGUUAA